UACGUAAACAAUAUCUUUUAUUUUGGAGGCGAUUAAUCGCAAUUAAUUAUUUGACAGCACUAAAUGUAACUGAAGUUUUUGUAUGUAUAUGGACAAACUACUUUACAGUUUAAAUGUGUUUGUGCUUGCAAUUCAACAUUUAAUAACUUCAUAGCACAGUUAAUUUUGAAUAUCAUGGCAGACAGGAAGACUUAGUCUUGAGAACUGUUGUAUAAUUCAAUUAUUUUGCCAAAUAAUAAUUAUGUUCACGACGGAGGCUAAUCAGUCUUUGUUCAGAGCUGACAUACAUUACAUCAUUAACUGUUAAUUAAAAAUAAUGUUUUAUUAGAUUGUUCUUAGAUUGCAUCAUUUAAUUUCAUUUGAAGUAUAUUAUGGUAAAUUUGGAACAACGCAAUUAUUAGUGUGAUAGAAUUUAAAGAAUCCAAUCAUGUUGAAUGUCUGUUGAACUUUUUCUUCUGGUUCAGCUGCUUUUUUUGUGGCUGACAUACCUUGCUUUUUUUUUUUUUUUUUUUAAUGCGCAUGUGUAUAAAUACACCCACUUUUACUUUCCUACGAAGGAAACAGGAGAGUGAAAGAUAAAGUCAAAUCACGAUGUCGACCGUAGUUGUGCAGACGCCUGUGAAGAGUGGCUGGAAUUCAGGAAUAUGUGACUGUUGCCAGGACAUGAAUUCUUGCUGCUAUGGAUUCUGGUGCUGUCCUUGCUUUAUGUGCUCCACAACUGGGGAGUUCGGAGAGAGCACCUGUCUGCCUCUGGUGGACAUAUUCGGCCCAGCCGUCAUGGCAGCUUUUGGGGUCCCAGUAUGUGUGCCACCCGUGUCUCUGGGAAUGAGGGUGGCGGUUCGCCACAAAUACGAUAUUGGGGGAAGUAUCUGCGAGGACAUCAUGGUGUCUUGCUGUUGCAUCUGGUGUUCUUGGUGUCAGAUGAGCAGAGAAAUCAAAGCACGCAACCAAACGGUCACUGUACUGACAACGCAUCCCGGGAUUCAACCAAUUCCGAUGACAACCACCACUCAAGUUAUCUCUACACAGCAACCGAUAGCAUUUGCUCCUGCGGCCCAGAUGGCACCAGUUCAGACCGUCGCUACAGUUAAUCUAUAGACAGAAUAACGAUGCCAUACAUAAUAUAUAAACACGAUACGUAUUAUAUAGUAGUAUAUAUAUCUAACAUGCUUAAAUUAUCAUUUGUGAAUGGCUUGGAUGCAUUUGGAAAAUGCCUGCGUAUUUAAAUUGUUCGGUCUCUGAGGUUUUGAUUCAGUAUUUUAAAGGGAUCUCGUCUUUGAAUAACCAGUAGAUGAAUAAAACUGAACGAAAAGAUGCGAUGUGUUUCAAAAAUGGAAACAGAAUGGGAUUUUUCUUGAAAAGUUGUAUAGAGGUGUAACAUUUUCACUCAAGUGAAAGUGAAGAUAAAAUAAAAGUACAAAUAUCUGGCCGAAAGCACACUCGAGUAAAAGUUUAAAUUUGCACUCAAAUGUUAAAAAAGUACUUUUUUCCUGACAGACAUACAAAUGGAGAAAACAAAACAAAAUAUAAUGGCCCAGGUCAAACACAUAUAUAGAGCAGCGAUAACAAGUGAAAUAACAAGUAAUAACUUUCAUUUUUCAGAUGAACACAAACUGAGAUCUAAACCAUCUCUCUUCGUAAAACAUAAUAAUUCAUUCAUUCAUGUAACGUAAGUGUGGGGCAUCCAAAAGUGACACUUAAAAAACUACACAAAGUGAAUAUGACAGUAAAUUACACAACCCCUGAAAAUGAAUCAGUGUCUUCUUAAGUGAAACUAACACUUUUAAGCACUUUUUGGAGGUUUAUUAAAAUUUAAUUAAAAAAAGAAAGAAUUUUACAGAAAAAUAUUAAUUAUAUUUAAAUAUUCACCAAUGAUUUUACUUGCAUUUAAUAUUGUGCAGUCAAUAUAUUACACAGCUAAUGGCUCUAUCAAAACAGAAAGAAUAAUGAAGAAUCUUUUUUGGGGAAAACACCACUUUGCUACCUCAGCAUGCUUCCUCAGAUUUGACGGUGAACUGUUUGGACCCAGACUUUUCUCUGAUGAAAUUCAUAACUGAAAAAUGCGUAAAAACAAUGAUCAUUGGCUUUCACAUCGAGCACGCACAUUUGAACUUGCAUUUAUAAUAUUUAAUGUGCAGAAGAUAAAAUAAAAAUGUAACGUGCUUUUUAAGUUGAAAUAAAACUGUAA
Molecule: messenger RNA, 2188 nt
Organism: Puntigrus tetrazona (Sumatra barb)
Lineage: Eukaryota; Metazoa; Chordata; Actinopteri; Cypriniformes; Cyprinidae
Gene: ponzr10
Product: plac8 onzin related protein 10
Exons: 4
Coding region: 592-1098 (168 amino acids)
Source: RefSeq, a predicted model, not a curated record